AUGCCACACAGGGUUGCGAGCUUCUUCCGCUCGUCGAACGACAGCAUCAACAACAUCAAGGCACAAGUCCAGCGCCGCAGAAGCCCCAACUCCAGAUCGCCAGCCGGCACGCCGAGGCCAGGCUCGACGCGAACCGUCUCGUACGCCUCGUCCGUCGACGACGAGGGCGAGGAGCAAGCCCCGACCCAGGCCGGCCACGCUGCGCCGCCUGUCAGGAUGCCGGAAACGGCAAAAGAGAAGGAUGGUAUCCACCACCAUCGACUGAGUUUUCCCGGAUUGCACCUCGGCGGCCACAAGUCGAAAGACCAGGCGCAUCAGCACCCCAAUGCAUCGCUAGACUGGAAAAUCGAGUCGCCGCCCGCGGUUAUGUACGGCGACACGGAGAACAGCACCGGUGCAUUAGUCUCGGGUCAGUUGCAACUGGCGGUCAGAGAAGCCCCUUUCGAGGUCGAGAGCUUCGAGGCCCGCUUGAAUAUUCACGUCAUCCGCAAGCGUCCUUACAAGGAUCACUGCCACGACUGCGCCAACCAGGUGACCGAGUUGAAGAGCUGGAAGUUCCUUGCCGAGCCUACCGCCCUGACAAAGCGUCUCCACGAAUUCCCCUUUUCGACUCUGUUGGAGGGCCACCUUCCUGCAUCGACCGACAACUCCGUUGUCACGGUCCGCUAUGACUUUACAGCGGAGGUCAAGCCCAAGACUGGGCCGCUUCUCAAGCUUUCAAAGACUAUCAACGUGAAGCGGGCCUUGACGGUCCCCGAAAUGCCACACCACUCUGUUCGCAUUUUCCCGCCGACUAACAUCACCGCUUCCGUGCACUACCCCAACGUCAUCCACCCCAUCGGAAGCAACAAGCUCGAGCUGCGACUCGAGGGUAUUGUCAAGUCCAACCCCGAUGUCAAGACAGUUGAGUACUGGAAGCUCAAGCGCCUAUCCUGGAAGAUUGAGGAGCACCUCAACACCGUCUCCCCGGCAUGCAAGAAGCACUGUCCCAAGACUGAGACCGGUGAGUCAGCAAACAAGGGCUUGAAGCGAACCGAGGCCCGUACCAUUGGGUCUGGUGAUCUCAGCAGCGGGUGGAAGUCUGACUACACUCCCAACGGCAACGUUGAGAUGGAGCUCGAGUAUCAAGUCAACCCGGGUAACAAGGCAGUCUGCGACAUGAAGAGCAACGACGGCACCGAGGUUACCCAUCAAUUGGUGGUUGAGAUGGUGGUAGCUCAAGAGUAUGCACCUAUCAACCAACCGAAGCACGUCACACCCACAGGCGUGGCGCGGAUUCUGAGAAUGCACUUCGGCACAGUUGUGACAGAGCGAGGUGGCUUGGGAGUCAGCUGGGAUAACGAGGCACCCCCUAUCUACCAGGACGUACCACCCAGCCCACCCUCAUACCUCUGCGAAAUCCCCUACGAGGAAGUAGACGGGAUCAGCGACCUGGAAUGA
Messenger RNA from Neoarthrinium moseri, 1440 nucleotides. RefSeq lists its product as uncharacterized. Lineage: Eukaryota; Fungi; Ascomycota; Sordariomycetes; Amphisphaeriales; Apiosporaceae. The transcript has 2 exons. The record is from RefSeq and is a predicted model, not a curated record. Bases 1 to 1440 code for a protein of 479 amino acids.